AUGGCGCCAGCCGUGCUACUUCAAUACACACCAUUGGACGGCGCGUCGACCGCUUCCUUACCGCUCCAUGGACGACCGCGAGACGAGCCUGUUUCUAUUCCGGGACGCCUCGACACCGAGCUGGACGAGAACGACGACGAGCGGGACGAGGGAGACGUGGAGGAUGAUACGGGACGGACUGGACUGCUGAGCGGGAGGGACAAGGAGGACGAGGACGCGGACGAGGGAGCGGAUGAUCUCGAGGUGGAGGGACGGCGGCUGACGGGCACAGAGACGGUGCCGAAGCGACGGCGGAGAGUGACACACUGGCGACUAGUGCUACUCGGCUGCGUCGCGCUCGGCUCGGUCAUUCUCGUCGUCGCCAUCCUCCGCCCGUCCAUCCCCUUCCUCUCCUCCUCCUCUCCCACCCUUGCACCCCUCUCCGCCAGCGACGCAACCUACUACUCCGGCCAAGCACUCGCAGCCGGCGUCUACGCCCCCGACUCCGCGCACGUCGCAGCCAACCCUCUCCCCUCAGACGGGAAGUACGGCGACGUGCCCUUUGCGCAAGUCGGGCAGAGCUGGGAUAAGAGUGGGAAGACGCCUACUUGGGCGGGGGGAGACUGGGGGGAUAAGGAGCUGGAGGGGGAGUUGGGGGAGGGAGGGGGGAGGAGGUGGAAUGGGACGCAUUGGUGGGAUCCGACGGUUAUCUUGAUUUCGCUUGACGGCGUGAGAGCCGACUACCUCGAACGGGGCUUGACGCCUCACCUCCUCAACAUCUCCCGCAAAGGCAUCCGUGCCGAGUACAUGCAACCGUCCUUCCCCUCCCUCACCUUCCCAAACCACUGGACCCUCUUAACCGGCCUCUACCCCUCCUCGCACGGGAUCGUCGCCAACGAUUUCUACGACCCGCUCCUGGAGAAGGAGUUUGUGUAUACCGAGCCGGGGAAGAGUUGGGGAAGCGAGUGGUGGGGUGGAGAACCUAUCUGGGCUACGGCAGUCAAGGCCUCCCUCCGCUCCGCACUCUUGAUGUGGCCCGGCCCGCCCGUCAUGGCUGACGGAACGAAACCGACGUAUUGGUAUCCGUUUGUCGAUCGGUAUCACUACAGGAAGAAGGUGCGGAAGGUGGCGGGGUGGUUGGACAUGGACUACACACACCGCCCACACCUAAUGACUGUCUACCUACCCGAAGUCGACCAAGCCGGCCACAAAACCGGUCCCGAUUCCCGCACGACCGAGAAGACGCUCGCUGCGGUGGACGAGUUCGUGAGGGAGGUGUUUGACGAGGUGGAGAGGAGGAAUGCGACGGGUGUUGUGGACGUCGUCGUGGUGAGUGAUCAUGGGAUGGCGGCUACGAGCAACCAGCGCCUCAUCUUCCUCGACGACAUCCUCGGCCCCACGGGCUUCGCUUCCAUCUCACACAACGAAGGCUGGCCCUCCGCAGGCCUCCGCUUCAAACCCGGUACCGACGUCCCCGCUCUCUUCGCCCGCCUGAAACAGGCGGCUGAGAAAGAGGGAAGUGGGUUCAAGUGCUACGAUGAGGAGAGUAUGCUGGAGAGGUGGCAUUUCACGGGCCAUGAGCGCAUCUCACCUAUCUAUUGCGUCCCAGACGUGGGCUGGGCGAUCACGAACCACCACGAGCUCGAGGUUGUCAUGAACGGGACGUACAGCGUCAAGGGGAACCACGGCUACGACCCUGCCGACCCGUCGAUGCGCGCCAUCUUUGUCGCACACGGCCCGUUCGCCUCGUCCGUGAAGACUCGUUGUCGCCUCUCUCGUCGUCGGAAAUCGCCCACCGUCCCGAUCCCGUCGGACCCACACACGCUCGUCGUCCCUGCGUUCGAGAAUACAGAGGUGUAUGGACUUUUGGCGAGGUUGCUGCGAGUGCCGAGCGGGGUGAGGGCGAGUACGAAUGGGACGAGUGGGUUUUGGGAGGAGUGGUUGGGUCCUGAGGAGUAG
Rhodotorula toruloides NP11 is the source of this 1938-nucleotide messenger RNA. Its product is annotated as type I phosphodiesterase/nucleotide pyrophosphatase/phosphate transferase family protein. The transcript has 11 exons. Gene Ontology annotation, biological process: nucleoside triphosphate metabolic process. Bases 1 to 1938 code for a protein of 645 amino acids. NCBI's taxonomy places the organism in Eukaryota, Fungi, Basidiomycota, Microbotryomycetes, Sporidiobolales, Sporidiobolaceae. The record is from RefSeq and is a predicted model, not a curated record. Gene Ontology annotation, molecular function: nucleoside triphosphate diphosphatase activity; ribonucleoside triphosphate phosphatase activity.